This is a messenger RNA of Echinops telfairi (small Madagascar hedgehog), 4073 nucleotides long. It is a transcript of the gene TGFBR2, whose product is annotated as transforming growth factor beta receptor 2. The record is from RefSeq and is a predicted model, not a curated record. The transcript has 7 exons. Gene Ontology annotation, biological process: heart development; cellular response to growth factor stimulus; protein phosphorylation. Lineage: Eukaryota; Metazoa; Chordata; Mammalia; Afrosoricida; Tenrecidae. Gene Ontology annotation, cellular component: plasma membrane; signaling receptor complex. Gene Ontology annotation, molecular function: SMAD binding; ATP binding; activin receptor activity. The annotation marks the transcript as partial.
GGACUGCUCCGGGGCCUGUGGCCGCUGCUGCACUUGGUCCUGUGGACGCGCUUCGCCAGCACGAUCCCGCAGCACGUCCAGAAGACGGUUAACGAGGACCCGAUGGUCGUGGACGAAAAUGGUGCAAUCAAGUUGCGACAACUGUGUAAAUUUUGCGAUGUGAGGUUUUCUACCUGUGACAACCAAAAAUCCUGCCUGAGCAACUGCAGCAUCACGGCUAUCUGUGAGCAAUCCUACGAAGUCUGUGUGGCUGUCUGGAGAAAAAAUGAUGAGAACAUAACGCUAGAGACCAUGUGCCAUGACCCUGAGCUCCCGUACCAGGGCGUUAUUUCUCUGGAGGACUUUAGGUCGACAAAGUGCAUUAUGAAGGAGAAGAAAAUGUCUGGGGAGACCUUCUUCAUAUGCUCCUGCAGUGCUGAUGAGUGCAAUGACCAAGUCUUCUUCUCUGAAGAGUAUAACACCAACAGCCAAGAUUUGUUUUUGGUCAUUGCCCAAGUGACCGGCGUCAGCCUCUUGCCGCCGCUGGUCAUCGCCAUCGCGGUGAUUGUCACCUUCUACUGCUACCGUGUCCACCGGCAGCAGAAGCUGAGCUCGUCCUGCGGCACCACCAAACCGCGGAAGCUCAUGGAGUUCAGCGAGCAUUACGCCAUCAUUCUGGAAGACGACCGCUCGGACAUCAGCUCCACCUGCGCUAACAACAUCAACCACAACACAGAGCUGCUGCCCAUUGAGUUGGACACGCUGGUUGGGAAGGGCCGCUUCGCCGAGGUCUACAAGGCCAAGCUGAAGCAGAACACGUCCGAGCAGUUCGAGACCGUGGCCGUCAAGAUCUUCCCCUACGAAGAGUUCGCUUCCUGGAAGACGGAAAAGGACAUCUUCUCGGACAUCAACCUGAAGCACGAGAACAUUCUGCAGUUCCUGACAGCCGAGGAACGCAAGACCGAGCUGGGGAAGCAGUACUGGCUGAUUACCGCCUUCCACGCCAAGGGCAACCUACAGGAGUAUCUGACUCGGCACGUCAUCAGUUGGGAGGACCUCCGCCAGCUGGGCAGCUCCCUCGCGCGGGGCAUUGCCCACCUGCACAGUGAUCACACUCCUUGCGGGAGGCCCAAGAUGCCCAUUGUUCACCGGGACCUCAAGAGCUCCAAUAUCCUCGUGAAGAAUGACCUGACCUGCUGUCUCUGUGACUUUGGACUUUCCUUGCGUCUGGACCCGACUCUCUCUGUGGACGACCUGGCCAACAGUGGACAGGUCGGAACCGCACGAUACAUGGCCCCAGAAGUCCUGGAGUCCAGGAUGAAUCUGGAGAACGUUGAGUCCUUCAAGCAGACAGAUGUCUACUCCAUGGCGCUUGUCCUCUGGGAGAUGACAUCGCGCUGUAAUGCAGUGGGAGAAGUGAAAGAUUACGAGCCCCCCUUUGGCUCCAAGGUGCGGGAACACCCCUGUGUGGAGAGCAUGAAGGACAAUGUGUUACGAGACCGAGGGCGACCAGAAAUCCCCAGCUCCUGGCUCAGCCACCAGGGCAUCCAGAUGGUGUGCGAAACGCUGACCGAGUGCUGGGACCAUGACCCCGAGGCCCGUCUCACCGCCCAGUGCGUGGCAGAGCGCUUCAGUGAGCUGGAGCAGCUGGACAGGCUCUCGGGGAGGAGCUGCUCCGAGGAGAAGAUUCCCGAAGACGGCUCACUGAACACUACCAAGUAGUUCUCUUCGGGGCAGGCUGGACCAAGUCCGGAGAGGCCACACCGCCUUGCACCAAAGAACAGAGGCAGCAAGAAGCUGCCCCUGGAAUGAUGCCUCCUGGGAAACCCAGGGGUCACCCAGAGCUGCGAGCAUGUGUAGAAACGACCGCAGCAGGAAGUGGGUGACCUAAAACGUUCUAUGCCUUUGACAUUGUCAUAAGCUGUGUUAGCACUGCCUCAGGAAGUGAGAUUGGUUUUUACAUUAGCUAAUAACAUUUGCACUUUAUUAAUGCCUGUAUAUAAAUAUGGAAUAGCUAUGUUCUAUACCGAUAUAUAUAUGUUUAUAUCUAUAUAUACAGCCAUACUCUGAAAGGAGACAAAGGAUAAAAAGAUGAACUAUGCCCAGGAAAUUGGUUUCAUUGGGGAACUCUGAAACCGAGCGGAGAGGAGGCAGUUCAUGAGAGCAUUAGCACUUGACAAUCACCGAUGCAAUGGGUGGUCCCCUGGUGAUGCGAGCAGGGGCCUGUACCACACCAAGGAGAGUGGCUCCUUGACUCAGAGUCAAUGAUUGCUAUCUUGCACUUGCUUUUGCAAAGUCAUAAUCCCCUGAACGUAGGUUCCUUUCUGGCCAUCCCCUAGAGGGAGAGACGGAUGCAGUCAGCAGUACAGUUCUUGGGGCUCCUGUGUGGGGUGGUUGCACUUGAACUUCACAGCUGGGGUGUAGCCAGAGUAGCUCAGCAACUCUGCCACAUCUCUUAAAAGAGUUGAAAACGUUUCGAGGCCCACAUUUUGCCUCCACCAGCCAUAGACAACUCAGGAUACAAGUUUCCCCAGGUCACAGAAUUAGAAAGCUGUCUUCUAUGUACCAUCCUGUCUACUAAUAAGAAAUGGUCCUUUUUCCCAUUUGCCUCAGUCCCUAAAGUACAUCACAUUUAAGGCUUCAGCAUGCCUGCGGUUCACACCUAGCUUUCUGUGUGAACAGUCGUGGGUGCCCUCUUUCCUGGGCACUCAUUAGAGGGUAACAGCGUGACACCGUACUGCCACAUGGAGGACUGUUUCUCUCUGAACAUAUGUUUUGUUUGGCCCAUAUAACACUUAAAAAAAAUUGAGCCAUUAUCCAGUACUUACAUAUUUGGAGGAUUUACUUAAAAGGAAUCCUGGGUGAGGAAGGCGGGCAGGUGGUUUCCAGUUCUUCCCAUCUCUGUCUUUCACAAAGUGAGGGUAUGUGCACACGUUAACCAAACAGCCUCCCUGCUUGCUUGUAAGCAUCUGCCACUGACGCCCCAGUUUGGGAAUGAACCUGACCUUAACUGAGGUUCCUUCUAAGAACUGUGCAUAAGAUGAUAUUGAUGGCCCCCCUCGGACCUGACCUGAGUGUAAGACUUGAAGUUUACCUUUUGGUAGACUAAAGGGGACCCCCCUUGAUGUGGUCCUCUGUGAAAGGAGACCCCAACCCUCUCUGUUUUUAUGUUCAGGCUUGUUUAGUUGCUCUUUACCCCAAGCAGUUUUGUGGGGGUUUCCAGACUCCCCACGACUCCGCCCCGCCCAGCCCUUGCAGAAUCUGCUCUCCAGGCCUGGGCUGUGGGAGACAAGAGCCCCAGUUGUAGUUAGGGCAUUGUCCGCAUGGACAAGAAUGAGCUUUAAUACUCCAUAGGAAACUUGUUAUGCUACAAAAGAGUGUUACUGUUGCCAAUACUAGUCUCUUUUUAAAAAAGGUUUUUGAAGCUACGUAUUUUCAGCCAAAUAGGAAUAGGAGCAAGGGACCAGCAGAGUAAAUCAGUACAAGGAUUUGGGUUUGAGGAAGGGUCUCCUCUCAUUGAGGCUUUCGGGGACCUCCCGGAAUUUGGCACGAGAGGUGACUUCUAGGCACCUUGUUCAGUGGGGGUGCGCUGAGAAAGGUCAAGGCAGUUUGACUGCAACAUCAUGGAAUAGCAGAAAAAUCCACAUGCACCUUAGGGCCUGCUGAGGCUGUCUCAGUAGCUGUUGCUCAGUGACCUCUAGUGGUGGAUUUCUAGAAUACUGGUCCUUUGAUGGGCUUUUCCAAGAUCCGAAAGAGCUUUAUCACGUCUGUGUCAUUGUCAGCAUAAACUGGAAUGUUGUAUCAGAUGAUACUGUGGCCUGUUUUGUUUAUAUACAUUUUCUUUAUUCAAGGUAAAAGACCAAGGAAGAACAUUCUGUAGUUCCUAAAAAUACUGAUUUUUUAAAAAAAAACUACUACAUAUAAAGGGAACGUUCUAUUCUUUUAGGAAACACAUCGUGUAUUAAAAUAGGAAUGUGAAUGCUAUAUACUUUUUAUAUCAAAUGUCUCAAGCACAUAUUUUCAUGCUAUGCAGUUUGUCUUUUAUAUAUAAAGAAGUGUUUAUUAGAUCAAAUAAAGCAAAAAUACUCAGGUCA